AUGGGAGAUGAAGCAAUCCAAGAACAUCAAAGGUCAUUAGCAGCUCCUUUCAUAUUUCUGAUUGUUGCUACUUUUCAAUUGGCAUACUAUUUCCUAGAUAAUUUGAAUAAGAAUGGAUCUGAUAGUAGUAAAAAAGAAAACAUGUUACGUGAAGAAAUAAAACAACUUCUGAAGGAGGCAAGUUUAUUGUCACAACCAUCAACAUUUGCACAAGCAGCAAAACUCAAAAGGCUAGCAACUGCCAAGGAGAAGGAGCUUGCAAAACUUCAAAAUUUAAAUCGCAAAGAUCUAGUUUUGUACUUGAAAAUAGUUCUCAUUGGAAAGUAUUUAACAUAUGGAGUGUUGCUUAUUUGGUUUUGGCGUAUUCCUGUUGCUAUCAUAUCUCAACAACUUGUACAACCAUUUGCAAAGUUGUUAUCUUGGAAAAGUGGAGCAGUUCAAGAAAAUGACACAAUGGUUGGGAUAAUAGCUUGGUUAAUAGUGUCAGCUAGGGUUUGCAGAUAUGUCCGUCGAGCUUGUAGCAAAUUGUCAUGA
Messenger RNA from Lathyrus sativus (Indian pea), 534 nucleotides. The record is from the annotation of a GenBank genome assembly. Lineage: Eukaryota; Viridiplantae; Streptophyta; Magnoliopsida; Fabales; Fabaceae.